UGCUGGUUGUGGGUCCUGGCGUCAGCAUGUCCUUUCCUAAGGCUCCCCUGAAGCGAUUCAAUGACCCUUCUGGCUGUGCUCCUUCUCCAGGUGCUUAUGACGUGAAAACUUCAGAAGUUUUAAAAGGACCAGUAUCAUUUCAGAAAUCACAAAGGUUUAAGAAACAGAAAGAAUCUCAACAAAAUCAUAAUGUUGACAAAGAUACUACUCAACUUGCUUCAGCAAGAAAAAUUAAGACUUUGGGAUCCAAGAAGGAAUCUCAGAAGAAUGAUAAAGAUGUGAAGAGUUUGGAAAAAGAGAUCCGUGUUCUUAUGCAGGAACGUGGUGUCCAGGACAAGCAGAUCCAGGAUCUGGAAGCUGAGUUGGAGAAGAUGGAAGCAAAACUAAAUGCUGCAGUCAGGGAGAAAACAUCUCUGGCUGCAACUAAUGCUUCUCUGGAAAAACAGCUUAUGGAUUUAGCCAAGUCCAAUGAACUAUUAAAAAAUAAGUUUUCUGAAAAUGGUAAGAGGAACGUGAACAUCCUAAGCCUUGAGUUGAUGAAACUUCGAAACAAAAGAGAAACAAAGAUGAGGAGUAUGAUGGCAAAACAAGAAGGCAUGGAAGUGAAGCUGCCAGGCACCCAGAAGAAUCUUGAAGAGUCUCAGGGAAAAAUAGUACAACUUGAAGGGAAACUUGCUUCAGUAGAGAAAGAAAAGAUUGAUGAAAAUUGUGAAACAGAAAAACUCUUAGAAUACAUUGAGGAAAUCAGUUGUGCAUCAGAUCAAAUAGAAAAAUAUAAACUAGAUAUUGCCCAGUUAGAAGAAUAUUUAAAAGAAAAGAAUCAUGAAGUAUUAAGCCUGAAGCAGGCCCUUGAGGAAAGUGUUACAUUGUCUAAACAAGCAGAAGAUCUGAAUGCUAAAUGUCAGUUGCUGGAAGAAGAAAAAGAAGACCUUGUCAACAGGGCUAGACAACAGGAGGAAAAUCUGAAUUCUGAAAUGCAAGACUUAAAAGAGAAGCUUAUUCUUGAAAAACGAGAAUGUGAAAAGCUACAACAAAAGGAGUCACAAAUGGAAUCACUUCUACAGCAAGAGAAGGAAUUGUCCUCUAGUCUCCAGAAGAAGCUAUGUGCUUUUCAAGAGGAAAUGACUAAAAACAGGAGUUUCUUUGAAGAAGAAUUAAAGCAAGCACUAGAUGAACUUGAUAAAUUGCAGCAAAAGGAGGAACAAGCUGAAAAACUGGCCAAACAAUUAGAAGAGGAGACACAAGCUAGAGCUGAAGAAUUAAAGCUUCUAGAAGAAAAGCUGAAAGGGAAAGAAGUGGAGCUGGAGAAAAGUAACUCUGCUCACACUCAAGCCAAGCAGACCUGGCAGGAGAAGUUGAAGAAUGCAAUGCAAGACCUUAGUGAUAUUACUCUUCAGUUUGAAAGCUAUAAAACAUUAACAGCCAGUGAAAUGCAAGACCUUAAGCAAGUGAACUUAUCACUUGAGGAAAAAGUAGUCAAGGCCAUGAAGAAUGCAGAGGAUUUACAACAUCAGAUGUUGGCAACUGAGAGCUCAAAUCAAGAAUAUGCAAGGAUGCUUCUAGAUCUGCAGACCAAAUCAGCACUUAAAGAAGCAGAAAUUAAAGAAAUCACCAUUUCUUCUCUUGAAAAAAUAACUGAUUUGCAGAACCAACUCAAGCAACAAGGUGAAACCUAUAAGAAACAACAGGAAGAGGAAGAAGCAAGAGAAGCCAAAAAGGAAAUCACAAUAGCAGAAUUAACUGAGGAAAUGAAGAAGUGGCGUCUGCUUUAUGAAGAGCUAUAUAAUAAAACAAAACCUUUUCAGCUACAACUGGAUGCAUUUGAAGCAGAGAAACAGGCUUUGUUGAAUGAGCAUGGUGAAGCUCAGGAACAACUUAAUAAACUAAGAGAUUCCUAUGCUAAAUUAUUGGGUCAUCAGAAUCUAAAGCAAAAAAUCAAGCAUGUUGUGAAAUUGAAAGAUGAAAAUAGCCAGCUGAAGUCGGAGAUGUCAAAACUUCGCUGUCAGCUUGCUAAAAAAAAACAAAGUGAGGCAAAGCUUCAGGAGGAAUUGAAUAAAGUUCUGGGCAUCAAACGCUUUGACCCUUCAAAGGCUUUUCAUCAUGAAAGUAAAGAAAAUUUUGCUCCUAAAACCCCAUUAAAAGAAGGCAAUACAAACUGCUACUGAGUGCUCAUGGAGUUUCCAGAAUCAUGCAAAAUUAACAUCUGGAAAAAUCUGUUGAAGAUGAUUUUAU
Condylura cristata (star-nosed mole) is the source of this 2232-nucleotide messenger RNA. RefSeq names its product hyaluronan-mediated motility receptor (RHAMM) (gene HMMR). Gene Ontology annotation, cellular component: membrane. Gene Ontology annotation, molecular function: hyaluronic acid binding. Lineage: Eukaryota; Metazoa; Chordata; Mammalia; Eulipotyphla; Talpidae. The transcript is spliced from 18 exons. The record is from RefSeq and is a predicted model, not a curated record. Bases 27 to 2165 code for a protein of 712 amino acids.